Molecule: messenger RNA, 5103 nt
Organism: Ceraceosorus guamensis
Lineage: Eukaryota; Fungi; Basidiomycota; Exobasidiomycetes; Ceraceosorales; Ceraceosoraceae
Exons: 4
Coding region: 403-5103 (1566 amino acids)
Cellular component (GO): Set1C/COMPASS complex
Molecular function (GO): protein binding; histone H3K4 methyltransferase activity
Source: RefSeq, a predicted model, not a curated record
CAAACUUCUUGCCGUUAUAGUCUCCUACUGCCUCUCAUUGCAUUCGCCAAUCAUUCAACGAGCCUCCCGCUGAGGCUUUUCGGGCUUGUCUUCCCCUCGCUCAUCCCGUCAGCGUCUCAGCCAAAGGGCUUCUCGUGCAGCGACAAGUCCUGUGCCCCAGUGCGCACCUUUCAGGACAAUCUGUACCACCCUCUGCCCGGCAACGCACUGUGCGCAGCUCGCGGUGCCCAAUCAAAAGCCACCAGCAGACUCUCUUUAUGGAAGCUGUCCAUCCGCUUCGUUGUGAUUGUUAGAGGUACUGAUAUCGGUCUUCUCGGAGCAGAGAGAAGCAAAACCUUUUGCAUGGCUUGCUACGCUAGUCUACCACUGGAAGGAGCUGCGCAUCGGUAAGGGCUGCUCGUCAUGGCCGGAUGGCCUGAUCGAGGCUUGGCAAGCACGAGCACAUACAGCCGGCGAAGCAGAGAAGAGCCGUCUUCGCGCGAUCGCGCGCGAAGUGAGCGGCACAAGAGCACAGCAUCCCUUGCUUCAAGGCUCGAACAUAGCGACGCAUCCCGAUCCAGACAUCGUGAGGACGAUGGUCGUGAUGCAGCUUGGCGAAACGCUUUUGAUGGCCCCGCUCCUGUAGACAGGGCUGGCAGCAGAUCAUCCCGUCCAGAGCCACGCUCCACUGAAGCGGGACCCAGCCGCCUGCGACGCUCUGCUGCAGACAGUCCCGAGGAUGGCGCUAUCACUGACAAUUCUGCCGAUGAUCAAGGCGGCCGUCGACCGAAUGGCAGGCGCCGCGCACAUUCUCCCCUAGAUAGGUCAUAUCAUCGUCGCCAGCGCGACCUUUCAAGAGAAAGAGUGAAUGGCGGGCGAAGUCGCGACGAGUCCAGGCUGAGCCGUCACGACGAAAGAGCUGGGGCGGAACGAUCACAUCGUGACAGAAGGAUAUCCAGAGAUCUUUCCAGAGAUGCGCGACCUCGCAGCCCAUUUGAUGAUCGAGCACGACAUUCGUCUGGCAGGAGCAGCCAUCAUCGCCAUCGCUCACGCAGUCGAGAGCGAGCGUCUUCACCCUCGCCAAGCGACGCCGAUCGAGUUACAGGGCGAGCACAUCCCUCCAACAGCAUGCGGCAGUCACGAGCAAAGCUCGAAGGCUCCCGGUAUCCUGCUGAGUCCAACGCUCAGGGAUACAGCAGCGAUAGCCGACCAAGUUCGCACCACACGCGCUUGUCUGAACAUGAGUCUCGCGAGCCUGUAGAAGUGAGGGCUCGCUCCUCGCUUGAUACCCGCGAAGCAAAUGACAAGACAUCGGGCAUACACAGGCAAAGAGAAGAGUCCCCCUGCGAAAACGCCCAACAAAGAAGUCCUGAUGGCGCUCCACUAGAGUCAUGUAUACGACCUCUGCUCCGAGCCGAGACCACUUUUGAAAGAGGGAAUACCCGCAGCAAUAAGGACGAGCCAAAGGAGCCAAAGAGCUCGGGGAACGCAGUGGCUGUGAAGACUGGCCUUGGCAGUAGCGCAGCUCGCGGAGUGGAGCGAAGGGCCCCACAGUCUACAGAAAUCGAUGCCCUGCAUGAGCGGUACACCUCUCAGCCAAGUGGGUCCGGCACGCAGGUACAGAGUAGCCCUACAAACGGGGCUAUCGCAGGCUCUGCCGGCACUCCUCGAGGCUUUCGGCCAGUAGCGAGCAACAUGCUCAAAAGAAGUUCUGCGGCAUACUCGGAACCUUCUGCUCCCGAGCCGAGCACCAAGACCUCCGAACAAACUCCUUCUAUUCCGCUAGGCCCAAAAGCUUGGCGACCACCUACCGGGCCUGCGGCGAUGAGACAAGCAUCAAGAGAUCUUGCUCCACCACCACGCUCCAACUCGGAUCGGCCAAUGACUGCCGAAAGUCGUCUUGCUAGUACAGGCAGCACAGCCACACCCGUUGCGAGCGAAUCAGCUCUUAAUGGCACAUCCCAAAGCCCAGCGCCUCCGCCGGCGUCUCCGCCCCCACCUCCACCUAUCGAGCCGAGCGACCCUGAACCUCCCAAAAGCCCAAGCCUUCCACCUCCGCCUCCGCAGCUUUCUUUUGGGCAUGUCCCUGUUCCGACAGAGCUCCUGCGUGAGCGUGCAGAAUCAGGCUCAACGACUUCUGCCAAAGAUCUGCGCGGCUUUCGCUGCAUAUACGAUCCUGCAUUGGACAAGAGCAAGUCGAAGGGAGAUCAGAUCUUGAGGAGGUACGAAGAGGAGCUGGAUCAGGCCAAGCCGAGUGUGGAUCCGCGGUACAGAGCACCGCCGCCCCGAGGUGGCCGUGGUCUGGCUCGGAGCUUUGUGCGCCACACUACAUGGGAGUGGGAUGCUAAUUCUGUCGGGAAACGUCCAGCGCCUCCAGCAAGAGCACUCUUCGUGAGCGACCGCUACUUCAGAGCCUUUGGACGAAUCGAGACAUCAGAGCUCAAGCUUGACCCGCGAAAUGGGCAGAGCUUGGGAAUGUACUGGGUCAAAUACGCCCAUGACUUUGACGACGAAGGUGCCUCGUCUCCUACGCAAACGCUCCUGCGGAGCACCGGCAAGCAGCAAAGGGGUAGCGAGGUUGCGCGGGAAGCCUUGCAACGUAGCAAUGGACAGAAAUUGAUGCAGGAUACCUUAGCGGUGGUGCUCGAUGGAGAGAGAACCAAGUACGUCACGGCAUAUCGCACAGAGCUUGGAAAGCGAUAUCUGCCAAAGCCAAAGCAGCCAGCAGCUGCAAGUACUGGUGCUCAAAUUUCAUCGGGGAAGGCACUCGCUGCGAGCAAUGGAGCCUUGAGUGCAACAGCACAGACAGCUUCGCCGAUGGCCCCGCCGACUGGCCCAAAAAGCGAUCGCAUGCAGCAGCAGCAUCAACGCUCAAGCUCUGGACCAAUGCACGUUCCUACAGGACCCCGGUCCCAGACGGGGGCAAGGGGUCUCUCGUCCCCUUACGUCAAUGGCUCCGUCGUCAAGCCGGGUACUCCGUCACAUGCGUCGGGCUCUCCACAACUGGAUGUGCUCCACACCCCUCGUACGAUCCCGCCUACGCCUACAGAGACGGGCCGCGACGACGACGACAUGGACACCGACUCUGAUGAUGAGGACGAGUUCGCAGCGAAUGGCGCAGCGCGGACAGCUGCGGUGUACUACGGUUCCACGCGCGGGCGCCUCGCGAAAGGCGCAAGUCGCUUGUCCAGGUUUGGCCGGAGUGGCAACGAUGGCGCACCGGCUGCUCCGACCGCACCACGCGCAGAGCGAGAGGAGACAAUGUCGUCUCGAGCGAUUCAAGACCGGCUCGCUUCCAUCGGAAACCCGUACGUAUUUGUGCCUCGCAUUCAAGGCUGCAACGCACGACUCGUCAAAGAGCAAUUUGCGGGCUUCGUUCCCCAAGAAGUACUAGCGGACGAGAGCGGGUGGCACGUUGCCUUUGGGAAUCGCGACGCUGCAGGUCGAGCCAAGAUGGUGCUAGAUCGUACCACACUACCGGGUUUGAACGUGCAGAUUUCAGUAGAGAUCCGAAUGCCUUUCAUCGCCCCAAGCCGUCCGGUCGCGUGGGCGCCGCGUGCUGCCGAUGUCAGCGACGUCCUUCUCUGGGGCUCCAAGAAGGCCCAUGGGCGUGAUAUCUCGUUCGAUUCGAUGCCGUCAUCAUCGCCAAGAAGCAACCACUUCGAUGGCCCAUCCGGCCGCUUUGGAUACAACAGGAAGCGCGAGCUAGGCUUUGCGUCUCACCUCAGAUCCGAUCCAAUCCAAGACCCCCAGUCACGCUGGGUUGGCGAUGAUGACUCCGACGUGCGAUUUGAGCCGAUCAAGCCUGUCCGUCCAAUGUCACCCGAGCCCAAGAAGGUCAGGCGACGAGCUAGCGCGCGGGAAGGCAGCGUUGAAAGCGUUCCCCCAACACCAGCUGGCAAAGUUGCCCCGUCCAGUGCUAACGAGCUAGAUCACAAGCGACAGCACGCAGAAGUCGCAAGCCAGCUGCACGAUCCUGAGGAAUCUCGCGAGGUGAAACGCAGUAGGCUGUCAGCGGAUGCCAAGGCAGACACGGCAACGCCGAAAGUAGAAGACGUACAGCCAAGUGUCUCGCAUCUCAGUGGCGCAGCUAAAGCCACUUCUGAACAAAUUGGUGAUGCGCCGCUUGCAGUGCCGGUCCAAGAAGUCAAGGCUAGGCAAAGCAAGAAGGCCAGGAUCGCUGAGACCGUUGUGGAAGAAGUGGUGGUGGAAGAGGUAUUUGCUGUUCCAGACCAGGUCGCCGAGCGGCAGAUCGCCCCGAAUAAGAAACUCAAGACGGUCAAAGCCCUACGAGCUCGCAGCCCUACGCCUGAUCCAUUCACACUGGGGUUUGCAGACAACGAAGAAGAUCUGUACUAUGCAAAGCUCGCGUUGGAACGCAUGGCAGCAGGCGAAUCUGUUGCACCUGCUGGGGUACCAGAAUUCGACAUGGAUGAAGAUGACAACAUCGAGGAGCCCCAUAUCUCUGGAUCAGCCCGCACAGAGGGCUUCUACAAGAUUCCUCAGGCGGACAAGGCUGCACAUCAGCCGGACAGAAAUCGCGCGGUCGUUGAUACAAGUGCACCCGUUGGCUUGGCAUCCGCGCGCGACAAUCGUGCAGACUCUCGCCGCUUCGUGCAAGGUAUCGAGCAGCACAAGAAGGACACUGCUACCGACACCGACAUCUUGAAGUUCAACCAAUUGCGUACGCGCAAAAAGCAACUCAAAUUCGCCAAGUCUCCGAUUCACGAUUGGGGCCUCUACGCGAUGGAGCACAUUCCAGCCGGUGACAUGGUCAUCGAGUAUGUCGGAGAAGUCAUUCGACAGCAGGUGGCAGACGAGCGCGAGAAGGCGUAUGAGCGAGCGGGCAAUUUCAGCACGUACCUAUUCAGAGUGGACGACGAUCUGGUCGUCGACGCCACGCGCAAAGGCAACAUCGCUCGGUUGAUGAAUCAUUGCUGCACGCCCAACUGCAAUGCGAAAAUCCUCACGCUCAAUGGAGAGAAGCGGAUCGUGCUGUAUGCACGUACCGCUAUCCUGCCAGGUCAAGAGCUCACGUACGACUACAAAUUCCAAUCUGGAGGGGAUGAAGCCGACGCGAUACCCUGUCUUUGCGGCUCGUCUGGCUGCAGGCGCUUCUUGUGA